AAAUCAUAUAAUUAAAAAAUUACUAAUGGAUUAAGAAAUAAAUGAUACAUAGGAAGAGUCAAGUCAAGAAUUAACAGGAGAGGAACAAUAAAGUGAUCAACAAUCUAAGGAAUCUGAACAUAAGAAAUAAUUCUAAAACAAACCCAAAAAAACUUAAUUUGAGUAAAAAAUAUUAGAUAGGAUAAAUACUAACUUUUAAUGUAUAAAAUAUAAGCAUUUAACCAAAUAAUAAAAUAUGAUCUUGGAUGACCUACAAUUAAAUACAGAAGUUCUUGAGGAGAGAAGUUAGGUUGUCUUAUUAUAAAGAUGUAAGGUAUUAAAAAAAUAUUUUUCAAUUGAAUUUCAAUUAAAAUUGCUUAAAGUUGCAGAAACUAUCCAUGUUAGGAAAAAUGAAUUAAUAAUUGUUUAAAAUGAGAUAGAUGAUUGUUCACUAUUUUUGAUAAAGGAAGGAAUUAUUGAAUUAUUUUUAUCAUAUAGAAAUUUAGAAAAAUAAAUAAUAAAAAGAAACACUUUAUCAGAGCUUAGAAAUAAUUAAUGUUUUGGUGAAUAAUCAUUUUUUUCUGGAAAAGCUCCUUUGGCAGGAGCUAGAGCAAUUUAAGAUUCAGUACUAAUAAAAAUAACAAGAGAAAACUUUUUAUUGAUUCUAAACUAAUUCCCUUCUGAUUAAGAGAAAUAUUUUGAAAUAAAUCAUGAAUUAUUAAACAAUAGGAUAUCAUGUUUGGGAUUGUCAUGUUUCUUAUGUGGAAGUAAAUACCAUUUAGCAUUAAGUUGUACAAAAUUGAUUUAUAUGCCUGAUAAAGAAGCAGUGAUUAAGCGAUAUCUAUUAAGUAAAUCUCAUUAUAGAUUGUAAUUACCAAGGAAUGAAAGAAAGAAAUUUUAAACACUUCUAUAAUUAGACGAGAAUAUGAAAUUAGCUUUGGAAAUAGGAAAAAAAGGUAUUGCAAUAGAGUAAUGCGAAUAGAAAGAAUUCUUCAAUUGUGGCUAUUCAUUUAGUAACAUUAAAGAUCAAUUUGAUAUAGAUCAGAUUUAGACAUUUGUCAAUUAUUAACCAAAUAGAAAUGUUCAUGUAAUUAUUAAAAAGUAAAAAAAAUAUUAUUAAUACAGGUAUAAUGAACUUCUAGAAAUGAGAAGAGGUAAUAAUAUAAUGGAUUAAAAUUGAAUUCAAG
This is a messenger RNA of Paramecium sonneborni, 1166 nucleotides long. Lineage: Eukaryota; Ciliophora; Oligohymenophorea; Peniculida; Parameciidae. The record is from the annotation of a GenBank genome assembly.